AUGACAAACUGUCAGGGAGACGAGACAGUCCAAACCCUGAAAAAGGAAAAGGCUGCUAAAGCUGAUAUCGAUGCUGCUGUACAGUUGUUGCUGAAGCUCAAAGUUGACUACAAGCAGCUUCCAGCCGGGGACACCCCCCACCUCCACAACCUCGCACACCAGGCGAAGCAGGGCAAGGCUGGGUGUCCACCCUCGGAAAGCGACGUUUCAAAAAACAAUGGGCCAGCAGCAACUGCUAAUGGGGACGACAUGGUUGACCCCUGGAACGUGUCCACCACCGGCGCCAAAGGAAUGGACUACGACAAGCUGAUAGUGAGGUUUGGCAGUAGCAAGAUUGACCAGGAGCGUGGACAGAAGGCACACCGGUUUUUACGCAGAGGAAUAUUCUUCUCCUACAGAGAUAUGCACCAGGUUCUGGACGCGUAGGAGAAGAACAAGUCUUUCUACCUCUACACGGGCAGAGGACCUGCCUCAGAGGCCAUGCAUGUGGGCCACCUCAUCCCUUUCAUCUUCACAAAGUGGCUGCAGGACACGUUUGACAUCCCGCUGGUGAUCCAGCUGACGGACGAUGAGAAGUACCUGUGGAAGGACCUGUCCCUGGAGGACUGUCACCGCUACGCCGUGGAGAAUGCCAAGGACAUCAUCACCUGCGCCUUCGACGUCAACAAGACCUUCAUUUUCUCUGACCUGGACUACAUGGGAUAUUCUGCCUACUUCUACAGGAAUGUGGUGAAAAUAGAGAAGCGUGUGACUUUCAACCAGGUCAAAGGCAUCUUUGGAUUUGGCGAAAGUGACUGUAUCGGAAAGUUCGCAUUCCCAGCCAUCCAGGCCGCUCCGUCGUUCAGUAACUCUUUCCCUCAGAUCUUCAAGGGCAGAAAAGACGUCCAGUGUCUCAUUCCCUGCGCCAUAGACCAGGAUUCCUACUUCCGGAUGACCCGGGAUGUGGCCCCCAGGAUCGGCUACCCCAAGCCUGCCCUACUGCACUCAACCUUCUUCCCCGCACUGCAGGGGGCCCAGACCAAGAUGUCCGCCAGCGACGCCAACUCCUCCAUCUUCUUCCACAGACACGCUUUCUAAUACCCUGUUUACACUACCUUGCCAACCCCAAAUUCACUGUGCUUGCUCUGGUAUGUUCUUUUCACCUCGUCCUUUCCAGCAUGGUUCCAGCAAUAGUGAAUGCCUAACCAGACUGGCACAGUGCAGCUCAGCUCAGCUUAUUAGUGUCAAAGAGGUCACUUUGUGACAACUUCUGAUGUAAAUCGGGCGUUAUAGAUACACUUACCUUACUUUAUUAGUUCCACAUACAGUUAACUGAAAUGGAAAUUACACUGAAGAAAAAUAUAAACGCAACAUGUAAAGUGUUGGUCCCAUGUUUCACGAGCUGAAAUGAAAGAUUAAUGAACUUUUUCAUAGGCAUAAAAAGUGUAUUUCUCUCAAAUGAUGUACACAAAUUUGUUUACAUGCCUGUUAGUGAGCAUUUCUCCUUUGCCAAGAUAAUCCAUCCACUAGGUGUGGCAUAUCAAGAAGCUGAUUAAACGGCAUGAUCAUUACACAGACGACACUACAGUGGUGGGCUUAGGUCGGACCAGCGUUGAACACAGUUCGGCUUGUCACCAAAAGCACUCACAAACUUUUACAGAUGCACAAUCGAGAGCAUCCUGUCGGGCUGUAUCACCGCCUGGUACGGCAACUGCUCCGCCCACAACCGUAAGGCUCUCCAGAGGGUAGUGAGGUCUGCACAACACAUCACUGGGGGCAAACUACCUGCCCUCCAGGACACCUACACCACCCGAAGUCACAGGAAGGCCAUAAAGAUCAUCAAGGACAACAUCCACCCGAGCCACUGCCUGUUCACCCCGCUAUCAUCCAGAAGGCGAGGUCAGUACAGGUGCAUCAAAGCAGGGACCGAGAGACUGAAAAACAGCUUCUAUCUCAAGGCCAUCAGACUGUUAAACAGCCACCACUAACAUUGAGUGGCUGCUGCCAACAUACUGACUCAACUACAGCCACUUUAAUAAUGGAAAUGGAUGGAAAUUGAUCAAAAAUGUAUCACUAGCCACUUUAAACAAUGCCACUUAAUAUAAUGUAUAUGUAUAUACUGUACUCUAUAUCAUCUACUGCAUCUUGCCAUCUUUAUGUAAUACAUGUAUCACUAGCCACUCUAAACUAUGCACUUUUAUGUUUACAUACCCUACAUUACUCAUCUCAUAUGUAUAUACUGUACUCUAUACCAUCUACUGCAUCUUGCCUAUGCCGUUCUGUACCUUCACUCAUUCAUAUACCUUUAUGUACAUACUCUUUAUCCCUUUACACUUGUGUGUAUAAGGUAGUAGUUGUGGAAUUGUUAGGUUAGAUUACUCGUUGGUUAUUACUGCAUUGUCGGGAACUAGAAGCACAAGCAUUUCGCUACACUCGCAUUAACAUCUGCUAACCAUGUGUAUGUGACAAAUCAAAUUUGAUUUGAUGAUAAUAAUACAGUACAAUUGUUACUCAACAGGCAAGGACAUAGCGCAUCAGUGUUCCCAGUACGAUAAACACAUAAUAUGAUACAUCAUAUUAUGACUUUCUAAAGUGGAGGUGAGGUAUAUAAAUAUUAGGACGAGCAAUGUCGUAGUGGCAUUGACUAAAAAACAGUAGAAGAGAAUACAGUAUAUACAUAUGAAAUGAGAAAAGCAGUACAGUAUGUAAACAUUAUCUAAUUGACUAGUGUUCCACUAUUAAAGUGACCAGUGAUUACAUGUGUAUAUAUAUAUAUAUAUAUAGGGCACAGCCUCUAAGGUGCAGGGUUGAGUAACCGAGUGGUAGCCGGCUAGUGAUGGCUAUUUAACAAUCUGUUGGCCUCGAGAUAGAAGCUAGUUUUUCAGUCUCUCGGCCCCAGCUUUGGUGGACCUGUACUGACCUCGCCUUCUGGAUGGUAGCAGGGUGAACAGGCCGUGGCUCGGUUGGGCAAAGACACAUUUCUUCAGCCUCCUGAGGUUGAAGAGGCACUGUUCACCACACUGUCUGUGUGGGUUGACCAUUUCAAAUUGUCAGUGAUGUGUUCGCAGAGGGACUUGACAUUUUUCACCUUCUUCACUGCGGUCCCGUCGAAGUGUAUACGGGUGUGCGCCAUCUGCUGUCUCAUGAAGUCCACGAUUUGUUUUGUUGACACGUUGAGGGAGAGGUUAUAUCCCUGGUACCACUCCGCCAGGGCCCUCACCUCCUCCCUGUAGGCUGCCUUGUCAUUGUUGGUAAUUUGCCACUUAAAAAAAUUAAAUGCUUCUACACCUGCAUUGCUUGCUGUUUGGGGUUUUAGGCUGGGUUUCUGGACAGCACUUUGAGAUAUCAGCUGAUGUAAGAAGGGUUUUAUAAAUAAAUCUGAUUAUACAAUGUUU
Messenger RNA from Salvelinus fontinalis (brook trout), 3374 nucleotides. RefSeq names its product tryptophan--tRNA ligase, cytoplasmic (gene wars1). Gene Ontology annotation, biological process: tryptophanyl-tRNA aminoacylation. Gene Ontology annotation, cellular component: cytoplasm. Gene Ontology annotation, molecular function: ATP binding; tryptophan-tRNA ligase activity. NCBI's taxonomy places the organism in Eukaryota, Metazoa, Chordata, Actinopteri, Salmoniformes, Salmonidae. The record is from RefSeq and is a predicted model, not a curated record.